Hydra vulgaris (swiftwater hydra) is the source of this 6735-nucleotide messenger RNA. RefSeq lists its product as uncharacterized. Gene Ontology annotation, molecular function: heparin binding; carbohydrate binding. The record is from RefSeq and is a predicted model, not a curated record. NCBI's taxonomy places the organism in Eukaryota, Metazoa, Cnidaria, Hydrozoa, Anthoathecata, Hydridae. Gene Ontology annotation, cellular component: cell surface.
UAGUAUUAUUGCUUGCUGUUGUUAUCCAGACAAAAAAUUCAGCUUCAGAUAGAAUAUUCAGAGAUCCUGCACUAAUUAACAGAAUACCAUUGGAUCUAAGAAAUAAAAUUGAUCUAAUUGUUGCCAACAAACUUGAUGAAUUAACUUUAACCCAUUUUAAAAAUGAUGAAGCCAAAAUUUUAAAUACAAAUAUAUUGCAUGAAAGUUCAAGUUUGGUUAGAGAAAGAAGACAAGUUGACUCUACAAAUGUUUACAGUCAAUGGGGAGAAUAUUCACCAUGUAGUGCAAAAUGUGGAGGUGGAUUAAAAACUCGUACAAGAGUAUGUCUCCAAGGAAAUUGUGCUUUAAAUACCACAUUAACUGAAUCUCUGGAAUGUGGUAAUUUACCAUGUGUGACUGGCACUUUUAUAUUGGAUAGCAUAAGUCCAUAUUCAAAUUUGAUUGUUUCUGGGUUUAAGUAUGCUAAAUUUUUCCAAUUAUAUGGUGUAUCAAUGGUUGGUUUUAUCACAGAAGAAAAUUUAUAUGUUAUGAAUUGGGAUCAAACAAGCGCAACCUUUCUUACUAAACAAACUAUUCCUGUAUCUGGUGGAGUUGCAUUUGAUUUGUUUAUAACUUCUCAACUGAGUUAUCUAGUUGUUCUAGAAAAAUCACCAAAUGUUUUCCCAGGAACUUUUUCCAAAAUCUAUAUAUUCAAUCCAUUUACAAGUGAAUUUGAUGUCACUCAGCCAUUAACGUUUGAUGUUUGGGAUCCAUCAGCUUUGGCUACUUUUAAUGUAUAUGGUACCCCUUUUUUGGUUGUUGUCAACUACCAAGACAGAUUGUCAAUAGACAAUGGUCACGAAAAAGAAGUUGUAAUUUGUGAUGGUGCAACAAAAGUUAUAACAUGUCCUCCAGGGUUUACAAUAUCAGUUGCAAGCGCCACCUAUGGUCGUACAAAUCAGCAAUCUUGUGCCUCUGAUUUGUCAUUUAUGCUUAUGGACACUUAUUAUUCAUACUGUGUUGUUGCUGGAAUCAACUAUAUUGUUGGAAAGAUUUGUAAUAACCAAGAAUCUUGUUCUUUAACUGCUACUCCUAGUCAAUUAGCUCCUGAUGACCCAUGUAUUCAAAUAAAAAAAUAUUUAACAGUGCUUUAUACUUGUAAUCGAAUUUCAUAUAUAACUAAACCUACUUUUUAUAAAUGGGAUGGAGUUGGAUUAUCAUUGACACCUGGUGAAAACCUGUUCACUGCAGGGGCUCUUGAUAUUGAAGCUUUUACAAUCCACAAUAUCCAAUAUAUUGCUGUUGCAAAUUUCAUAAAUGACCAGAGUAUUAACCAUCUUGAUUCUGAAGUAUAUAUUUACAAUCUGUUUACUUCCAGGUUUCAAAGCUUUCAAAAGUUGAGAACUGAUGGUGCUGUUGAUUGGGAAUUUUUUAGUAUUGGAGAAGGAGUAUCAACUGAAUUUUUUCUUGCUGUAGCUAAUUUUGUAAAAGUUUUACCUAAUGGACAAAAAAAAUAUGAUAUUGAUUCAGUUAUCUAUAAAUGGAGUUGGAACUUAUUUGUUCCUUUUCAAUGUGUUAAAACCUAUGGUGCUAAGAAAUGGACAGCUAUUAAAGGUAAAAAUGGAGAGUUUGUUCUAUCAAUUGCAAAUCUUUAUGGAAAUAUUACAUUUUACAAUUAUGAUGGGUGGCGAUUUUAUCCAUCUAGGGUUCAACCUGAAGGUAGAAUCUUCCAAAAUGUUGAAGCAGUUUAUCAAUCUACCUCAGAUCACACAAUUUUUCUAGUAAAAAAUAAUGUGCAAGAAAACCUUACUGUAAGUAAUAUAUAUCAAACUACUUUUAUGCAGACAUUUCCAAAAUACGAUUUACUUGAGAAUACUAUACAAGCUGUGCAAAAAAUGAAUCAAUCUCUAUACUAUGAGUUCUUACCCCAAGUAGAAGCAUUUAAUGCAAGUUUUAAUUUAGCAAAAGAUACUUUUAUACAUAUUGAUAGAGACAUAAAUCUUACAGGUUCUAAAACAUUUACCAACAUGACAUUUAUUUCUGGGGUAUUGUUUGAUACUGUCACUGUUGAUAGCAUUGUUUUAUCACCCAUAAAUAAACUUAUUCUAAACAUGGAAGUUGAUUUAAAAAAUCUUAUUGACAUCCAAUCAGAAAAUAUUACAGCGCUUAACACUCUUUUAAAUCAAGUUGUCACAAAAUCUACUGAUCAAACAAUAGUUGGACAAAAAAGUUUUUCAACUGUUACUGUUAGUAAAUUAACUGUUGAAAAUGAUAUUAACAUUAAUGGAUUAAUCAACAACAUUGAUUUAUCAGAAAAAAAUUCCCAGUUACUAUUUGUUGAUAUGAAUGCAACUUUACUGAAUGAUAUUUUAUUUGCAAAUGAUGUUAUAAUAAACUCCAAUAUAAAUUCAAAAUUUAUCAAUAAUAUAUCUACAUCUGAUCUAAUAGCAAUUGACAGGUCUGAUGAAAUUCAUGGUGAGAAAACUUUUUUAGUUGAUAUUGAAUUUUCAUCUGAUGAAAAUGCAGGUUUAGUAGUGGAAGGUUUAAUUAAUGGAAUAAAUUUGACAAAUGCUUUAACCACUCAAUCAAAUCAAACAAUUACAAGCUCAUAUGUAAUAGAUGGAAUAACAACAUUUUACGCUGAUAUAAAUGUUCAAGGUAAUGUAAACAAUAUUGAUCUUUCUAAUGUAGCUGCUGAUACACUUUUUAUAAAUAAAGUUGAUCAACUAAUAACUUCACAAAAAACCUUUGAUGCAAUCAAAAUAAAUGGCGAUUUAAUAAUGAAUGAUGGAGCUGAAAUUAAUGGUGUUGAUAUAUCGGAGCUCUGGAAAUUCAGUCAGUCAGUUAAAAAUUUUGAGAACCUUGAAACAGUUGUAUUUUAUCAUAAUGUUUCAUUUGGUAAUGUGUAUCUUCAUGGUAAAUUAAAUGGAAGAAAUUUGUCUGACAUUUUAUAUACUUACUUACCAUCUACAGUUAGUGGUAAAAUAUCAUUUUUAGAAAAUGUUUAUUUGCAAAAAAAUAUUGUUGUUGAUGGGAAGGUUAAUGGAAUUGAUAUAUCCGGUAAUGUUCUCAAAACAAAUGGUGUUCAGACAAUCAAUGGUAAAAAAGAAUUUCAAUCAGGUAUCUUAGUAUUGGGAGAUUUAAUAUCAAAUGGUUUAGUUGAUAACAUCAACAUAUCAGAAGCCUUUGAGAACACUAUGUUAAAUGGUGUUGAACAAAAUGUUAAAGGUUAUAUGGAGUUUGAUACUUUAAGUGCAACAUCAAUUCAACUUAAUCAAUGUGAAUAUGACUGCCUUUUAUUAAAUAUUCUACAAAAUAUUAGUUCUAAUACAGUUCGCCAUAGUAGUAGUCCUCAAAUUAUAAAAGGCAGUGUUAUCUUUGUGACCGAUUUAAAUAUAUCUAAAAAUGCUACUGUUAAAGGCUAUAUUAAUGGUGUACAUUUACCUGAUGAUCUUCUGAUUCAAGGAAAGGAUCAAAUUGUAUCAGGUCUAAGCCACUUUUUAAGUAACAUUACUGUUGCAGGUAAUGCAACAGUUAAAACAAUAAAUUUUGUGAAUAUUUCUGAUUUGUUUAAAAAUGCAUUGCGUAAGUCUGGAGAGCAAGAUGUUACAGGAAUAAAAACAUUUAUUGAUACAGUUUCAUUUAGUUCAACAGUUGAUAACACUGGUACUAUUGAUGGGGUUUACACAAAUAAUUUAGUUCUAUCUGAAGUUGACCAAAUAGUAAAUGGUUCUAAAACAUUUACAGCUGAAACGAGUAUUGACACUUUGAAUGUUGGCAGUAUUAUUGUUGAUGGUUUUAUUGAUGGCGUAAACUUGACUUUUCUUCACUCAGAGUUAGUAAACUUGAGUGCCAGCCAAAUUAUUAAGGGCACAAAAAUAUUUGAGUCACAUGUUUCUUUUAAUGGAAAUUUUACAAUAGAUGGUUUAAUUGAUGGUGUUAAUCUUACAGAUCUUGCAGCAAAUGCUAUGAGAAUUAGUGGAAAUCAAGUUGUUACAGGAGUCAAGACCUUCAACAAUGAAGUUAAUGUGAACAAUAUUAUGACUGUGUCAGGUCUUGUUGAUAAUGUAAAUCUUGAAAAUUUUGUUCAUGAAGCAGUUUAUAUUAAUGAUAAUAUGACAUUAGAUAAAGAAUUAAUGUUAAAAAACAUUUCUCUAACUGGUAACUUAAUUUUGAAUGGUUUAUACAAUGAUUGUAACCUGACUGAAUUAUUCAGAGACACUUUAAUGUCUAUUGGAGAUCAAGUUGUUACAGGAAACAUUACAAUAGAACAGUUGAUAUCUAGAAAUAUGUCAGGUGAAGUUAAUGAUCUGGAUUUUAAAAAUGAAGUUGUCUUUUUAGAUGAACAGACAAAUAUUACUGGAUCGAAGAUUUUUUUAAAUACUGUUUUAUUUAAUAGCUUGAAUGUUUCCAAUACUAUAAAUGGAGUUAUACUACGUGAGUUUGCCAACAAUGGUCUUUACUUAAAUCAAGAUGCAAACAUUACUGGUCAACUGAAGUUUACUGAAAGUGUAAACAUAUAUGGUGACUUAAAUAUUCAGGGUUUGCUGAAUGGAAUUAAUAUUUUUGAACUCUACAGAACAACACUUAAAAAAAAUAGUGAUCAAAAUGUUUCAGUUAAAACACAUUUUAGUAAUGCUAUAUUUUUGAACAAUGUUUAUGCAGGUAUAUUGCUUGAUAACAUUGACAUUGUUUCUUUAAAUGAAAAUGCUGUAUACAAAUGCUUAGGACCAAAUAAAGUAGUUCAGAAUUCUAUAAAUUUUACAACAAUCAAGUCUCAAGAAAGUGUAGUAUGCAAAAACCUUAACCUUCAAGGAAAUUUAAAUGGAAUUAAUAUUAAUCAGCUUAAUGAUGAAAUAGUGACUUUAUAUGGCAACCAUACAAUUACUGGUUCCAUUGAAUUUAUAGGAGAUGUAAAUGCAGUAAAUGUUACAACACGUUCAGUCAAUGGUUUCUUGGUUCCAGAAGAUUUUGUUUUGCUUAAUCAUAACCAAACUAUAAAUGGCUACAAAAUAAUAGCAGAUGAUGUUUUUGUAUAUGGUGACUUCAAUAUAGAAAAGUUUAAAAAUAUAAACAGUAUUGAUUUUUCUGAAUUUGCUCAAAGCAUUGUUACUUUAGAUGGCAAUGAAACAAUAAAUUCAGAAGUAGAGUUUGAGGAAAAUAUUAUAAUUACAAGUAACCUUAAUACUUCGACAAUUAAUUCUGUAGAAAUCAACAGUAUUAACCUGAUGGUUCAGAACCAAGACCAAGUAGUUAGUGGCAAAAAAGUAUUUACAAACAUCUCUGUUGAAAAAGAAAUUAUUAGUCAAAAUUUAAAUAAUGGGCUAAACUUUUCGUUAAUGAAUGAAGAAAUAGUUUUAUCUGGAAGAAGGAAUCAGAUUAUUGGAAGUAAAACCCUUCAUGGCAAUGUCACUAUUCAGGGUAACUUGGUAACAAACUUGAUUAACGGAAUAAAUAUCACCAAUCUUUUUAGUGGUUAUAAUAAAAUUGCUCUUCUUGAAGUGAGUUUAAACAUGUUUAACAAAUCAAUUAUUUCCCAACAAAUUAUGACUUCAGAACUAGUUAGCUCUGUUAAAAAUGUGCAAAAAAAUUUGGAAUAUUUUACAGAAUUGGAUCAAAUUCGAUUAGCCUAUAUGUCUGUUUCUAUCGCAUUUUUUGUAGAGAAUGGUGAUGUUUAUUUAGUGGCAGGAGCACUUAAUGAUGUAGAUCAAAAGACUUGCAUCAAUUCCAGUGUAUUUAUAAUGUCAAAAGAAACAAAGAAAUUUUCAAAAAAAUAUGAGAUAUUGACAAAUGCAAUAACCGAUAUUUAUAUAGUCAAUUCCAAUGAAGGUUCUUUAAUGUUUACAUCUUCAAAUAAACCUGAUAAAUGUUUGCAGACCUCUUACUUUAAUAGGUUUUACACAUUAACAUCAAAAAAUGCAAAGUUAGAAAAUACAUUUGGAAUGUAUCCCUCAACUAAUUUUGAUAUUAGCAUAUCUAAUGGAAGUUUCACAAUGCUUUCAACCAGUUCUUACAAUACAUCAACUAUGUCUCCCUGUGUAGGUCAACAAUUUUUUGUUAAUGAAAGCAUUACAAUAUCAAUACCUAGUUGCAAUGCUGUCAAAUCUAUUAUUUUAUCUUCUAACACAAUCUAUACUGUUGCUAUUCUAAGUGAAAGUUUGUAUGGUGGAAGUUUAGCAAUUUAUGAUAUUUUUGAAGAUUCUAGUUUUAUUUUAAGACAAAAUAUUUCUACUGAUUAUGCGGAAGAUGUUAUCCAAUUUACAACAUCUGAGGGUGAUUUCAUUGCUAUUGCUAACAGCUAUGACUCAAGUAGCUCUGCUAUAGAAAUGUCAUAUACUGUUCCUGUUACAGUGUUAAAAUUAUCAUCUAACGGGCUAUACGCUUUUUAUCAAAACAUAUACGUCGCCGGAGCAAUGAAGUUGCGGUAUUUUGAAUCUGGUGUUUACAGUUAUCUUGCUGUUGCUUCGUUUAAUCAACAAAUUGUUAUACUAAAACAUAACGGUUUCGCGAAAUGGAAUGUUGAAUUCACCAUUCCAGUGCAAGGCUAUAAUAGUAUCAAGGAUAUGGUAUUUUGGAAUGUUGGUGAUGAACUUUUUGCCGCUUUUCUAGCUAAUAAUUUAUGGGAUAGCGCCUAUCCUUCCGUUAUAAAAAUUGUACAAGCCAAUUAUAGUUCAGAUGUAGACGGGUCCAUGUUUGUAUAAGUUAAAAUAAACAAUUAUGAUCAAUUUAUGAACAAAAAAAAUUUUAAGACGUUAA